CUGUACUCGCCCUGCACCUGCGGCUCUCCCUCUGGGAGUUACGUGCUCCGAAAAUGCUUAUCAGGGGGAAGGCUCGUCCCUGACGUCGAGUACAGCCAAGUACAGCUAACCAAGUCGACGAGGCAGGCAGGCGCCCUGUCGAGGACGGUGCAAAUUCCGAGUUCUCGCGCGUACGGCGACAGGCGGUGCGGCCCGGCGACGAGGAUCACCCACCCCCGAGGUGCGCCGACAUAAUCGUCCCCGAAACGUCGGAAUCGCCGCCGCGGACGAGGAGGAACGCUGCGAUCCUGCGACCCGAGCGACGGGGGAGUGCGCUAUUUGGUAUGCGGCGGCUCUUUGUCGCCGUGGGAAACUCCGGCGGAUUCGUCUCGCGUGACUCGCGUCGCGUCGCGUGCCGCAGAUAGUCCGGAGUCCGGACGUCCCGAGGAAGGUUAUGUCGUCGGCGUAGCGCCGUCGAGCGGACGAUCCACGAUCGCCGUCACCCGGCUGCCGCUACCCGCCUUCCUUCCGGUCUCGGGGAUCCUGCUCCGCGAGCGAGCGAUGAGAUUUUUCGUCGCCCGGUGACAUUCCCCACCCGCGUGGCGUGGCGACAGCAGGUGUGUCCCCUCGGGUCUACGGAUGUGUGCUCGGGCACCCCACCACCGAGCCCGAGCCACCGACGACGUCGAGAGCAGCUCUCCGGUCUCCCCAUCAUCUCGGCAUCGCGGUUUCGUCGUCGGCGAGACGGUAGCGGUGAUGCGCGCUAUCGGGCCGAAAACAACCUAAUCGGGGGCCCCGAUGACUGUCGACCACACGGAUUACCACAAGAGAAAAAGGAUGAGUGCCUCACUACCGUCACUUCAGCCAAAUAGUCAAAGCUUGGAAAGGCAGAGACAUGUCAGGACAACGACGGAAAGACUGUACAACAGUCUUACCAAGAAAAGGAAAGAUCCGAAGCAAACAAACGUGGAAAGAAUGUGGAUAAACUACGAAGACUGCAAAGAUGACUUUUGGGCGGCUAUAAGACCUAAUUAUGAUUAUAUUAUGGAUACUAAUUUAAUCGAAACUUGCAAGGAAGCGAAUGGUGAACUGACCAGUGAACUAACAUGGGACGAAACGGACGUGUCGACGCAAUCGUGGAAUUUAAAGGAAGUCAGCAAUCAAUUUUCAGAGCUUUACUCGUGGUUAAGAUUUCUUCAAGAAGUGGUCUAUUCUAAGGAAGAAAAUCUUCUAGACAAAAGCCUGCGUGCAGCUCACAUGGAGGAGCUGCGACGCAAGGCUUACAGACGCAAAUUGUUCAAUGAGCAAGCGGAAAAAUUAAUUUCUCGCGCCCCUGCUUUGAAAGACGAAGUGGCGUGGCGUGUAGAUCACUUGAACGCAAAAUGGGAACUAGUUGAGCAAAUUAUGGCGCCCAUAGACCGACCAGUAUCUAGUCAACAAGAUAUAUCAGCGGACUUUGAACGGGAAGUGAAAUGUCUGAGAAAAUGGUUACGAGAAAUGGAAUCGCGUCUUCCACUUUUGAAACCUUCGAAUUUCUGCGUCAACUGGACUCUGCCGGAACUGGAGGAAAAAGCGCUGGAGCUCAUGGUACUCCAACGAGAUAUAGAGGCGCACAGGCGUAUCGUCAGAUCGGUUGCCAAAUUGGGAGACAAAGUUUUCGCGCAUCAGCAGCAACAGCAGCAGCAACAGGAGCAGGAACAGCAGCGAAAGAAGAAACAGCAAUCCUCGCCUUUGGGAAUAGUAACGUCAUUGGAGCUACAUUGGCAGCUUCUGUGUCUACGCGUCCUGGAGUGGCAGUGUCACAUUGAAAACCGCGUAUCUCAUAUAAGAAAUAAGAACGCCGUGUCUAACGGCUGCAGUAACGACAGCGACGAGGAACCAGUCACGAAACAGCCUCGUCUCAGCCGCGGACGAUCGCGCGGCUCCGGAGCGGAAUCGCCGGGACAGUCCGCUCGCUCGGCGCGCACCGAACGCGCGAAGCGCGUUGCCGGACGCCCGAGAUCCGAGCACCGCGAUCAUCCAGUCUCCAAUGAGAGGACCGAGCAGUCGGACAGCGACGCCUUUUCCGAGAAUCAAUCCGUCGGCGAAGGAUCGUAUUUCGAGGAUGAAUUGUGUCAGCUGGGUGUGAUGGACGCAAGGUCCGACGAACCGGCAAAACGAGAGGCCACCAGUUCCAUUACGUGUAUCGCGCGAGACCGCGGGGAAGAGGGUGACGUCGAGGAAAGCGGAGCGAGCGACAGCGAGCAACACGACAUGCCGCCCACACCGGACACCGUGCCGAUAACGACGUCGACGGCGGCGAUGCAGGGGACGUGCGACGAAAUCGACGCGGCAAGCACCGUGCAAAUCGAAAGUACAGAAAAAUCGAAUAACGGUCUGCGGACGAGCGAACUUGUGAAACGCGGGGCAACGGAUGAGGCUGCUUCGUUCAACAUGUCCGACAGAAAAUCGAAGAACUGCGCUACCUUCUACUUUAAGCAUUUGGACACCGACUCCGAGGCAGAUUGUAGUCAACUAGUCCAGGAAUCGUCCAACACAGUGGAGGAUUCCUCCGAGGAGGAGUGGACUUACACUCCUGCUCAUCGAAACAGCUCGUUUGUCGUUUCGGAGCAGCGAAGAACGAACGUUGUGGUUCGUCUGGAUUUUGACGAGCGUCCGCGGGUCGAUAUCUCAGAAAAAAUGCAUUUUGCGCAAAAAAUGAGUCUAGGUAACGAAAAAGAAACGGAACGUGACGACCGGGAAGCUCAGCAAAAAGAUAGCGACGAUGAAAAGAAGAAUGAUAAAUCAAGUAUCGAAAGGUUGAUCAAAGAAGUUGAAAACUUGAUCGGCGAAGAAAGACAUAAAGCCUCGCGCACUUUUCCGCAGUUAGAAUUCGAGGAGAAAAACAUAACGAACAAUCAUCGAGCUAAGUAUGCGCGCGUGAGAGAAUGGUUGAAGUUGAACGCGUCGAGAAGUUACGAGGGCAGAUCGCAGCCAUUAGAUAGCUGUGACGCCAGCGGUGAAUACACGACGGAGGAGUCCGAUGGAGAAAGACAAUCGAUAUCGUCAGAUGAUUUGCAGAGUAGCGUCGCGACCUACCGCCGAUUCGAAGGUGCUCUCGCGUGUAUAUCGCAAUCCCCUUCACAAGAGAUACUCGAUUGCGUCCAGAAAACGCCCGUCAACGAGCUAACUCCUGACGAGAGUACGCCGAAGGUCGUAAUGCGAUCGAGACAAAAAGCGAAAGGAUCUAGGCCGUGGAGCGUUUCUUGUAUCUCGCAAAUCGGAGAUAAUCCUACCUUAACUCAGAUAAACAAUCCCAUUUUACCAUUCUCCAUAUCGGAGACUGCGCUUCAUCAGUUGGUCGCGACCCCACCUACAAAAUCCGUAUCUUUCGAUGCUGCAGGAUCACGGAAGUCGUUUAAUAAUUCCGCAUCUACUUUAUUAGAAGAGACUCUUAUAUGUUCUGACGAUCGCGUAGCUAGAAAUAUAUCAUUCCGCAGAAAGAAAAAUAGAUUGCGUAAGAAGACUUUGGGCCGUAAGAGUGAAUCUAGUUCGGAAAGUGCGCACGCCAAUCAUCAUUCAGCGGGAAGCGAUGGCAGCUCGAAUCAGCAACGCUCGUCUCGCAAAAUGAACUUAAAUCGCACAACGCAUAUAGUUUCGAAAGAAAACUGCCAUAGUCGUUCCACGACUCUCGUUAAAUCUGGGUCUUUCUCAGGCUGUACCGUCCAUCAACAAUUACACGUAGAAAAGACGCUUGUCAAUAAUUCUACACCCCUCAGGUUACUUUGCUGCAAGUCAAUUGCUUCCACGUUGGAGACGGAAGGCGAGGAUCGUGAUUGUGCUCAAGGACACUUCGCUUACAAUAAUGAUAUAUUGAACACCACGCUGAAUAGCAAAGAGCUAGGCAAUCAGCAGUUGAAUAUAGACAGUGACGUAGAAAUGAACAGUCUCGGUAACAAUUCAUUAUCCGAACAGGCCUGGGAUAAUUAUGUGGAGAAAUAUAUGAGCGAACCUUACAGCGAGCCAUUAGAUGUAGAAACGGCUCGACGAUUGUUGGAUUUUGGAGAUGACUAUCGAAACUUUCUUGAUAGCCAGUCGGAAUGCGCAUCUAGUAUAAGCGCAAUUCCUGCUUGUUCGCCAUUGCCUAAGACUCGCACGUACCAUGAAAUCGAUUACAGUACGGAAGAUAGCGAUAAUGACGAGGAAGAUUUACGGAAAAUUGCGGAAAAUUCACAAGCGCAGCUUAUACUUGCUGAAAAUACUUUCGUAAGAUCCACUGGCGCAGUUCCUACAGAACUUGCCGAAGUGGAAUCUGCAUGUAAAGAAAACUUAGGAUGUUUGCAGACCGUGCUGGAAUCGCAAAACGGAUACUUGCGAAAUGAAAAAUAUUUGAAACAAAUUCGCGGUACGAUUGAGAGAUGGGAGAGCUUGGCAUCGCGAGUCAAGCAAGUGCAAAAGGCCAGCGCUCGUCAUCGCGAACUGGCUGCCAUGAAAGCAGAAUUCAAAGCCAUGUACGAUCGAUUUUCCGAUUACGAAGUCGUCCUGGAGCAGUCGAGCGUGCUCGAUGAUCGCAUUAAUGAGAUCACUGCCGACCUGGCUGUUCUGAAGGACCGCAAGACAGCGAUGCGCGACUUGAACGUUUUCGCGCACAAGCUGACCACCAAUCUCGGUGCCUCCGCGCCGUUAAUUUGCACAGCCCUCAAGGAUGGCAUGCCUGAGCUCUAUACGAUAUGGGGAGAGACGAAUCAAAAAGGUACUCAGCAGCUGUGCGUUUUACAAAUUAUGCAGCAGUUCGGUAUGCGCUUGGCCGAACUGCAGUCCGCCUUGCAAAGGGACAAGGAUACACUGGCGGAUGCGGAUAGGGACCUGAAAGAGGGUACGAAACCGACUUCGGAGAUCAUCUCUUGCGUUAAUCACGUCGCGCGACUUUUGUCCGAGAGACAAGACAUCAAUUGUCAGAACGAUGCGGUGUUGAACGAUGCAACGACGGAAGAGGUGCACUGCGGAAAGUUCGCCGGUAACUCCGCGAGCAAUCACACGCAGGAGGGUGGUUCGCUCUCCGACAGUGGAAUCUCCGAUAGCGGGAGCGAUCAGGAGCUGAGCGAGCGCGAGCAUAGAUUGGCCGCGCUACGGCGACUUACGCGUAGCUUGGAGACCCAGCUGGCACCGGACAGCGAGGCACUGACCGACCUCUGGAAGAAAAUCGAACACACCGAGACCGAGCUGCGCGAUUUGCGAAAGCAGUGCGAGGAGAUCGUCGUGCGUACCAUGGUGGCGGACGUACGUGCUGCCAAACGAACAGCCAGCAAGGUUCACUAUCCCGCAGACAAGCGCAAGAAAGCUAUCUGCGGCGUAGAUACAUCAAAAAGCGACGCGGAAUUGGUGCCGAUGACGAGAAGCAACGCCAAGGGCGACAACCCCGACGACAAGCCGAUAUCCUGGGCGGGAAUCCGGCGAAUCGCCAAGGUGGCAUUGUCCUUCUGUUUCGCAAUGACCGCCGUUUUCGUCGCCGUUUAUUUCUUCACGCCUCAGUGUUGCGAGACUGCGAACACGCAAAGUCGGUUCACGCUGCUGGUACGUUACCCUAGGGGGCCACCGCCGGUGUGAGCGGAUAAUACGGCAGGUAUAUACGAAAAAUAUCGACGCCAACGAUCGACUGAUUCUUGGCGAAAAAAUGGAUAAGAUGUGUAUAUCCGUUCCGAUACGCGCGUCGGGAAUCGUGAUUUAACGAUCGAGCCCGCGACGUAAGGCUGUCCGCGAAUUUUUAGCGAGCGCGCGGUAUUAUUAGACCGUUAAUUUUAAAUUGCCCGUUGAAUUCGGCAAUGCGUUCGAGGAGAUGAUUUGCCGGCGCUUGAGCGACUGAUUCUUUCACUGCCUGCGUAUAUCUUUAUUUUUGUUCCUUCAUCGUGUGCGAAAUUCGAUCGAUAGUCUGUAACUUUUAGCCACAAGUUAUCAUGACGUAAUAGAAAAAUGAUGAGUUUUAUAAUAUAUGGAAAUUGAAUAUUUCCAUAUUCUGAAUCAAUGCGUGUCUACUAUAUUUAUAUUUUUGAUAGAUUCGCGGUUGAGUAAUUGAUUAAAUUUAUAGUACAGAGACAAGUCUGGCAACGAAUCUCGAACGUCGCAGUUAAAAAUAUCCUGCUCUUCUAUUUUAGUAUUCGUGCAAGAACGAGAUGCAACGAGACGUAAUAUUGCAUUAUUGAUACAGUUAUUUUCUCAUUGUUCUAAAUUGCGCGCGCCAGCAGCCUAUGUUAUUGUUAAAGUGUAUAAAUGUUUAUUUAUAGAUAUAUAUAUAUACAUAUAUAUAUACAGAGAUCAUAUAUUAUAUAUUUUACUCAUUACAUAUACUAUUUUUCUUGGAGGACAAUGCUUAAUUUUCCUCCCGAUGGAUGUAAAAUCGGAAACCUAAAGUGGACUUUACAAUUUUUUGACGGACGGGAGUCCAUUUACAUCGAAUUUUACCGAGGAACGGUACUUGGAUUCCAUAUUGCUAAGCUUCCUGUUUGUUCCAAGUAUUUUCCCCGCAACGCUGCUUCUAAUAUUUUUGUUUCCGUAACAACGAAUAUUUUUUUCGAUAUCUUUUUCCCUAUAUCUCCGCAAAUGUAUGAAACAUACACAAGCUACAUCGGAUAUUUACGCUUCAAAGAUAUUAACCCUAGCCAGCCACACUUAUUUUCGAGUCACUAAUUCGCCACACUCCGGUCCGUGAGACCGUUCGACUUUUUCACAUUGUCAUUUUCAUUCUAAUUAAUAUUUUUAAGCUUAUACUAUAGAAAUUGGUAAUAUGGACUCUGAACGAGAUGUUUAUGAUAAUAUCAGGUCAAGAAAAUGAUUUAAAUUUAAACUGAACUUAUUAAAAGGAAACUAGAAAAUUAUGUUAUUAUGUAAAAACUAUAAAACCAAAAAACAUUUAGUGGUCUACUGGACUGGAGUGUUACGAGCUAGGGUUAAGUAUUAUGAAUUUUCGGAAAACGGCUUGUGCGAGCAAAUUUUCCUACACGUGCAUGGUGAUUUAUACACUGGCCUUAUAUAAAAAUGAUUGAUUUUAAAUACAGCAAUGGGAUUUAUCGGCUGUUCAUGCACUGUGAAUAAUAACAAAUAUAAUGUUGCACAUUAAUAAUUUGGAUGCAUGCGGAUAUGUAUACACUUUAGCACCUAUUGCAUGCAGUUAUAUCAUUCCCGAAAUAUUCUGCACCUCCAAUUUUCUCAUCUUGUGUCAUAUCAAGAACAUUUGAUAUCCAUAACAAUGUGCAUGCUAUUAACGAUACUUAUCUAGUGUCAUAUGUGAUUGGAAGCUGUAUUUAUAUAAAUAUGUUUUCUUUUAAUAUGGUUGAAAGUUUUAGAUUGUAAUGUAUUUUGACAGUUCUUUGAUCUUUCUCGCAUAUGAUCCUUUAACGAGAGAAAAAUACAUACAUGUCGUUUGAGACUAUUAACGACUCAUUAAUAUAAUUAGUCAGAAUUUCUCAUUGUAAAUAUUAUAUGUAUCGAUUUUUUUCGGGAUUUGUCUUUGAUAUUUGAAGACACUCGUAUUUGAAAGUGAAACAAUGGCUAAUAUAAAUAGACUUAAAGAGAAAUGGUAAGCAAAGUUUGUGCUAAGAGGCGAAAAUUAUUUUUCCAAAGAGAAAAAUAAUUUUUAAGAAACUUAAAAAAAAAUACCGAGCUUUUGAUAAGAGUGAUAUGUGGAUGCUGUAAUUUUUGUCGAAAUCUAUUUUGUAAAGUCUUUUUGAGAAAAUGUAUGAUAUACAAUGAGUGGUAAUGCGAGAAAUGCCUUAUGGUCAAUCAUUGAGAGCUUACAACUUGCUAACGAUGCUUACUGUGUAAGCGCUUGAGCGUAACGACUCCGAUUCAUGCUUAUGCAGAUCUUAAGCUUCUCAUGAGAGAGGCGAUAUUGUCGGUAAGUCCAUCUGGCAUUUUGCGGACUACAUAGAGAUAGCGAAACACAAUCUGUGUGUAGAUAGAAUAAUUACAACUGUGUAAAGUAACGGUGGUUUAAUAUCGUUUUGACACAUAGAACUUUGUGAAUAAUACCACGGUAAGGUAAAAUACCAUGCCCGAGAAAUUCCACGGGGAAAUAUAGCAAUAUUACAGAAACGUGUCUUUUUGGGAUUGCUAACUAUAUUAAAUUACCGUCACUUUACACUGUUGAUUUUGUGAAUUUUUACUUUAUAUUGCGAAAGAUCUAGCACGUCGACCUGCAUGAAUGGUAGUAUGGUCGCCGACAGCACAUUUUUUUUUUUUACGUAAGUACCAUGUGCUACGAAUAGCGAAUGUUUAUUAGACAGAGUUUUGUUAUACGAUUGAAAAAUCAAAGUAUUUACAGUGAUGCUUAGACUCGAUAGGGAGAUGAGCUGCACUAAAUAGAGAUAUAGUUCUAUUCAGUAUCGAUAUCUCUCGAUGAGAAACUCGCGUGAGCCGAGUAUAAUUUUCAAAUUCGAUGCACUAGCUGCAUCGAUGAAAAUAAUGGAUAAAGAGAAGCCUUAUAUAUACUUUAUUGUAAAGUAUACUGUAUUAAAGAGAAAGAGAAAAGAAAAAGAGUUGACAAGAUAAUUAAAGACGGUACUUUUGCCGUCUUGUGUCGCAUCAAUGAAUCACAAACACAGAUGGCGACUAUCUCGAAUAACGAAUGUUGAAAAGAUCACGAAUGUGAGAGAAGUUAUAUACGAUGAAUGCGUCGAGCUGAAUGUCGCGAUUUUUUUUAUCGCAAUCGACGCAUAUAAAAAAGUUGCAAGGAAUGUAGUUUUAAUUGAAAGUGGAGAUAUACAAUUUCAGUCUUUCCACGAGCUUGACUAUUGUCUUCGCUAUAACGGACGUUGAUGUUAUCAGUUUAAUACAGUCUUUCAUUACGCCGUAAUGAAGCUGUGUUAAGCAAAAGAAGCUCUUAUUUUGACAUCAAUCAAUUAUAAGAGUGUAAUUAGAUACUGAGAUAGCGAUCGGAGAAAUGAUUCCUACAGCCUAACAUGAACGGGAACAUAUCUUUCGCUAUUUUUCCUCUACAAAUUUUGAUUGAAUUUUAAUUAAAAAUUUUGAUUAAAUUUAGCAGCAAGAGUGACUGAUUUUUUUUUAAUUAACGUAAAUCAUUUGAUCAUCUUUUAUUUAGGCGUAACUUACAUAAAAAAAUUUUUGCUCGUUAUUAUUUUAACAUCAACUAGAGAACGAGUAUUGAGUGAGAAUUUAUUGGAUGAUUAUCCAAUAAUAAAGUACAUACGUACUUACGAUUUAUCGUAUAAGAGAAUGGCAGUUAUUUAAUUGCCCGUUAUUAGACGGACGAACGUCCAUGGCAUCGAAUACUUUUCGAUAAAAUAUAUCAAUAUGACAAUCGCUAUAUAUCACAAUGGAAUUGUUUGAUGAAAUAAAGAUCUCUGACUUAACGAGAACGAUAAUGAAACUCAAUAAUCAUUAAUCAAGCGUGUCUUUGCGCUUACUUUAGGCGAUAAUGGCGAUCUAAUGUGGAGACUUACGCAUAUUAUAUUCAUAUGACUGUAGUGUUAUGAAAUAACGGACUAGCACACAGAACUUUUUACAACGUGUUACUUAAAAUACUAUUGAAAUCUUUUGUCUCGUAUCGUUUGAACGUGAAGGAGUUAAAUAAUAUCAUCAGGAAAUAUUCCUUGAGAUAAGAAAGCGUAAGAAAAUUUCGUGAAUUGAAAGGCAACGCCUUUCAUUGCAACAAUAACUAUUUUAAGUAACGCACUUCAAGUAUAUACCUUACUUUCGUUUCGCGAAAACGCGACACGAUUUUCAAUCUGCCUUAUACGAAAUAAUAAUAACGUGUAUAAAGUACCUGAAAAAUCAAAACGCUACUUAUAAUACCUAUUCUAUGUUAUCUCAUGCACGCGGUUGAAGGAAUACUUGGUAAUAUUGUAACGAUCGUGUCACGCUUAUCAUUUUACUGAAUAUAUUCAUCUAUAUCGUAUAGAUUAUUAAAUAUAUAUGCAUGUAUCUUUUUCAUUAUUAUCAAAGGGAGUCGUAUGGUAUUACGAUGCUCUAUAAAAAAAAAAGAAUUAAAAAAAAAUGUUCAGUUCGAUAAGUGCGAACAAAGUAUUACGAUAUUCGGUAUCUUCGAAGACCAUCGUUUAGCUCUUUGCAAUACCAAUGCAUUUUUUAACCAUUUAUUUCAAUCAAAUCAAAUUUAAAUAACUAAAUAAAUUUAAAAAAAAAAAAGAUUAAAAUAACGAAAAAGGAUGGCGAAGUUGAUCGUUACAUAUUAGGAAUUGCAUCUGUAAGAAACGAUGGUUUUGAAAGCCGCUAAAGUUACGACAGUUAUGUUAGCGAUAAUAUUCCUAGCAGUGUAGAUGUGUAGCAACGCUUCUACUUGAGACACGAGUGAGACCACCUAUUCAGUAGAGAAUAUCAGCUAUAACUGAGAGAACAGGGUAUAUACGUAAAGGUUAAAAGUAUUUAGUAUUCAUUUGUAUUACUCGUCUGUAUCGUGUUUGACGCUCAAAUGGAAGCGGUGAACGCAAUUUAUUAUACGCUAAUAAUUAUAUUUUAAUCACGUUUCGUGAGCUAUCUCAUAAUGUUUAUUAAAUUCUUCUUUCGAAGGUCGAUAUAAGCUCCGCAAUUUCGACUGAAAUUUUAUUGUCAGUGACAACAAGACUGUCGCGGUUUUCAGCAAACUGCAAUACUUUUUUUUCUCAACUUCUCAAAUGGAAAAUUUUCACUUUCAGCAUUCUUUUGAAUAUUGCUCACGUAAAAGUGAAGCGCGUAAAUAGCGUUACUUUACAAUUACCGGAGAUUCAAAUCGUUUUCACUUCGUGUAUAGACGUUACUACGUUUAUACAUCACGAUACAAUCGCCAAAUUGGUUUGCUCAACUCACCGUGUGAUUACCUCGGUGGCGCACCGACUUUCAGAUUUUCAUUGCACUUUACUGUAUCAAAACGAAUCGCUGGACGGUUGUGAAGUAACGUCCGAACGAUUAUUAACGAUACUUUUUUUUCACGACUUGAAGUAUUAUACUACGCUGAAGUAUUAUACUAAGUAAUACAUUUUAGACAUUUCAAAUAAACUCUGCAUUUUUGUUCAGAGAAA
This is a messenger RNA of Temnothorax curvispinosus, 10985 nucleotides long. RefSeq lists its product as uncharacterized. Gene Ontology annotation, cellular component: membrane. The transcript is spliced from 21 exons. NCBI's taxonomy places the organism in Eukaryota, Metazoa, Arthropoda, Insecta, Hymenoptera, Formicidae. The coding region runs from base 778 to 5565 and encodes 1595 amino acids. The record is from RefSeq and is a predicted model, not a curated record.